CCAGGCUCAUGUUCGUUGCUGUCAGAAGAUCUGGAGAGAUGCCCACUCAGCCCUGCUUCGCUCUGGAGACCGCAACCCUCAAAUCGCUAACCGUCGCUGGAAUCCUGCUCCUGUCAACAAACCAGAGCUUUCUAUCCACUUCUCUGCCACUGAACACUCAUACAGAGAAUUAUUUCUUCAGCCAUGGGGAGCACACAACAGAGAAACUUAUGCUAUUUGAUCAUAGUCUCUCUUCUCUUGACCUUAUCUCCACCUGCUGCAGACAGGCAGAUUCGAUUAACUGGGCCUGGGUCUACUCGGUGCUCUGGAAGAGUUGAAAUCUAUUACAAUGAUACCUGGGGAACAAUCUGUGAUGACAGCUGGGACUUAAUUGAUGCUAAGGUGUUGUGCAAAGAGUUGGGUUGUGGUACGGCGCUGGAUCCCAGUCACAUUAGUGAAGGAACUGGACAAAUCUGGCUCGAUAAUGUGCACUGUUCAGGAAAUGAAGGGUCUCUAAGUGAGUGUCAGCAUGGAGGAUUUGGGAUAAACAACUGUGGACACAAUGAGGACGCUGGUGUGGUCUGUUCAGGCAUACCAAUCAGAUUAUCUGGGUCUAAUCUGUGCUCUGGAAGAGUUGAAAUCUAUUACAACAGUGCUUGGGGAACAGUCUGUGAGGACAACUGGGACUUAAAUGAUGCUAAGGUUGUGUGCAGAGAGUUGGGUUGUGGGGCAGCACAGCGUGCAGCUCAAAAUAUGUCCUCUGGCAAAGGAUCCGGCCAAACUUGGCUUAAUAAAGUCAAUUGUUUUGGAAACGAAAGAUCUUUAACUCAGUGUCGGCACGGAGGAUUUCGGACACACGACUGUACCCACAGUGAGGGCGCUGGUGUCGUCUGUUUACCAAACCUUCCAAAGCCCAGCAUCUCCAUGAAUCCUGCUGGUAAGGUCACCUGGGGUCAGGAUGUUGAUAUCAAUUGCUUGAUCUCACCUCCCACUCAACAACGUUUAAGUGGAACAUUCAUUCUAAACCAGCCCUCAGGUUCAGUAAGAGAGGAGCAAACGUCACAUCACUCUGCUACCUUCAGAAUCAAUAAAGUGGACUUUGUUGACAUGGGAUCGUACCAGUGUCAGUAUCAGACACAGGUUUCAAGUCAAGACUUCUUCUCGCCUCUGAGUGCCUCUGUCAGACUCUCUGUUGCUGUUCCUUUGUGGCUGCUGGUCUCCUCAGUAGCUGCUGGGAUCCUGCUGCUGCUCCUGCUGGUCUUGGUGGUGGUCUGUUUGGUCCUCAGGAGAAGGCGACGAUCAAAGCAGCCUGGAGGCGUCGUCCAAACUCAAUUGACAGUCAGGAAAAAUUAUGAAGAGGAGGAUGAAGAGGAGGGGAAUAUAUAAACACUGAGCCAGUGGACCCCAACAGGAAGCAGACAGAGCAAGCAGGAGCAUUACUGUAAAUUCACAAUAAUUUACAGUAAUAUUACAGUAAUGCAUUGUGUUAUCGCAGUAACCCAGGCCCAACAGUAUUGUAAAACUACACUAUUUUAUUGCUUAAUUACAGAAUUUGCUGUAACUUAAUCACAGUAAUUACUUGUUAUUUCACAUGUUUAACUGUAUUAUUACAGCAACUCAGUAGCUAAUAAAUUCCUGUAAAUUUACAGCAUGUGUUAAUUAAAAUACUGUAAUUGUACAUAUAAACAGUAUUUUUAAAGCAACCCAUCGGCCCAUAUUUCUCUGUAGAUUUAAACACAUACACAAAUAUAAUUUAUCAUCUUUAUUGUAAAUUUACAGUACAUUAAUGCUGUACAUUUGAAGACAAUAUCUUCAAAGUUGUAUUUAGACAAUAAGAUACAAUGAAAAAUACAUAAAUUGUAUCACCAAUAUACCCUUGUUAAUAAAGAUUUAUAUCAAAACAUGAA
This is a messenger RNA of Dicentrarchus labrax (European seabass), 1886 nucleotides long. RefSeq names its product putative DMBT1-like protein. The transcript is spliced from 8 exons. Lineage: Eukaryota; Metazoa; Chordata; Actinopteri; Moronidae. Gene Ontology annotation, cellular component: membrane. The record is from RefSeq and is a predicted model, not a curated record. The coding region runs from base 184 to 1365 and encodes 393 amino acids.